Molecule: messenger RNA, 1126 nt
Organism: Solanum verrucosum
Lineage: Eukaryota; Viridiplantae; Streptophyta; Magnoliopsida; Solanales; Solanaceae
Product: vesicle-associated protein 1-2-like
Exons: 8
Coding region: 183-899 (238 amino acids)
Biological process (GO): endoplasmic reticulum membrane organization
Cellular component (GO): endoplasmic reticulum membrane; plasma membrane
Source: RefSeq, a predicted model, not a curated record
AUUGGCACCCCAUCACUCACACUCUCUCUCCAACUUGUUUCUCCCCAAAAUUUCGAAAACCCCCCAUAUCUCUCUCUCUCUCUCUCUUCCUUCUGUAUUCGAGAUUCUCGCCGUGAAAAUCAUUCGUUCAGCUUCCGGCACCCGAAAACCGCUUCUCCAGCCGAUUACAAGAUUGCGUCGGAAUGAGUAACGGAGGAGAGCUACUUCAAAUCGAUCCUGUUGAGCUUCAAUUCCCCUUUGAAUUGAAAAAGCAGAUCUCAUGCUCAAUGCAGUUGACGAACAAGUCUGAUAAUUAUGUUGCUUUCAAGGUGAAGACAACGAAUCCGAAGAAGUAUUGUGUAAGGCCCAACACUGGAAUUGUCAUGCCUCAUUCUUCCAGCGAUGUCAAAGUUACAAUGCAAGCACAGAAAGAGGCUCCACCAGAUAUGCAAUGCAAGGAUAAGUUCCUGCUUCAAAGUGUUGUUGCAAGCCCUGGAGCUGCUGCAAAGGACAUUACUCCCGAGAUGUUCAAUAAGGAGUCAGGGAAUUAUGUGGAGGACUGCAAGUUGAAAGUGGUUUAUGUUCCACCUCAACUGCCAUCGCCUGUGAGGGAGGGGUCUGAGGAAGGUUCCUCUCCUAGGGCUUCAGUAUCUGAAAAUGGAGCUGUAAAUACAUCCGAGUUUAAUAAUAUUUCAAGAGCAUAUAAUGAGCAGCAAGACAACUCGUCGGAGACGAAGGCACUAAUUUCGAAGUUGACAGAGGAGAAAAUUUCUGUUGUGCAACAAAAUAACAAGCUUCAGCAAGAACUGGAGCUCUUGAGACGGGAACGUAACAGAAGUCGUGGUGGUAUCCCAACUGUAUAUGUUCUGGUCAUUGCAUUGGUGGGAAUCCUUCUGGGCUAUCUUCUCAAAAGGAUAUAAUCUUUAGACAUGAAAAUUGUAGAACCUUAAGUCAAUUAGUUGUCUGGUUGACUUAAAUAUGUACAAGUUAGUUCCAUUGGCUUUAUAAAUGCCUCAAUCAUCAUAUGACCAACUGGUUUGACAUCCUCUUUUUGGUUAGUUUAUUAAUCAAGUGUAUUUUCUAAGUUAAUGAAUGCAACCAAGUGUUAGACAAUACUGAUUAGUCAUUGUAGUAGAGUGAUCUUAUU